This is a messenger RNA of Exophiala spinifera, 1701 nucleotides long. RefSeq lists its product as uncharacterized. The transcript is spliced from 2 exons. The record is from RefSeq and is a predicted model, not a curated record. Lineage: Eukaryota; Fungi; Ascomycota; Eurotiomycetes; Chaetothyriales; Herpotrichiellaceae. Bases 1 to 1701 code for a protein of 566 amino acids.
AUGGCUUCUUUAACUCCUUACGAGGACGAGAGACGAGCAAAAACUCCCGACUAUGACGACUGUGGAUUCUAUUCUAAAACACGAUUUGUCCACAUCCUCGAUCUCUUUCGUGAAGGUCAGGCUCGAGAUCUCGCGCUGAAAUCUCCCAGCAAAACCCCAAUUUCAGCUUCAACAUACGAUCUCCGUCGAAGAGUGUGUUCCUACGCGCACUUUGCAGUUGGAUACGAGGACAAGAGCUCAUCGGACGAUGACUAUGACCCAGCUACCGAAAACCGGCGCAGACCAGUAAGGAACACAGGUCGCGCUGGUGGGAAUCAGCGCAGCCCACGCGGUACGAAUCAGAAUGGUGGCGGAGUUGAUACUGAUGUUGGCGGUCUUCGAAAGCGACAGAAGAUCGUUCCGCCGAGACUCCAACCUGGAAGUUCAAAGGAAGCUCCAAGAAAACUAGCUACCCAGCAAAGUUCUCAAGGCCGAUCUGAAAUCCCGGGCCAGGUGGAACAAAGCGGCGGCGGCGGCGAUCUUGUCAGUCCGGAUUCAUCACAAGGUCGAUCCAUUCGACCUCGGGGCGAACCUCGGGACUCAUACCUUGGGAAGCUAGAUGAGGAGUCCGCUGGAAUUGACAAUGCUAACGGCCGAGCAUUACGGAACAGAACCAUACCCGAUCAAGAGCAGACUCAGCACGAGAAGGGAGCAAAGUGUGCAGGAUGUCACGCUGCAAGAAAAAAGUGCAUUUGGACGAUCGGUCAUACCUGCGCACGCUGUAAACGACAAGAUAUCGAAUGUGUCAAAUGGACGGAUGAUUCUCCUAUUGAGACCACCCCGACAAACGAUGCCUCAUUCACCAUACCGUCGAUGGCGGAUGACAAUAUGGAGACCAAAACUGAGCAAGGCGUUUCCACGCAAACAUCACCACUUAUGAACCCGCAGCACGUCGAAGCCUCUGUACCAAUGAAUUCCCGGACCUCUCCAGAUCCAUCACAGCUCCCGAUAGGCAGCUCGGCCAAUCCUAUCGUGCUGGAUUCGCCGCCAGACUCCCCCCUCCUGUCAGCAUCACCAGCCUCAAUAAGACAGAUUGUCACGCACUGGGCGCAUCCGAUCGAUUUCAAGCAUGUAAAGAAUGCUGGGCCAUGCCAUUUCUGCACUGACUUCAGAUUUGGGGUUUUUGGGCACGGUCGCAUCACAACUAAGGUUAUUCAGUACCCAGGAUCUACUGCUCUCGAAGAGAUCGGCGAUGGCCAUCGUUCUAAUGGGAAGGAACCUACUCGUAUGUGCGUCAUCUGUGCUCUACGGCGGAUCUACAUUUCAAAAUGCACAGUUCACCGAUUCAAGCAUAUGGACAAUCAGGCCGGCGUACAGAAAUCUAUCCUUUACGCUCAGCAGCUGCGGGCAGAAGUGUGGGAUCCGCCGGUCGAUAGUACUGCCUACUCCACCUGUAAAAUAUGCCCUGAACUCGCAGACUGGCGUUGCUGUGUCGACAAGACGGUUGGCAUAACAGGGGAUCCGCUUAGGGACGGUCGGGGUCCAGGCAGAGGCUGCGGCUUGCAACUAUGCAACACUUGUAAACUUCAAGUUGAAGGUUGCGGCGGUGUCUUGGAGAAAGACAGGAUCAUGAAAGCUGAUGGCAAAGAACUUCGUGCUGAUGUUGAAUUCUUGUUCGAAGAGAGUCUCCUUCACCGAGCAUAUUUUCCUCCGAAAACCUGA